Amphiprion ocellaris (clown anemonefish) is the source of this 4334-nucleotide messenger RNA. RefSeq names its product SLIT-ROBO Rho GTPase-activating protein 3-like. The record is from RefSeq and is a predicted model, not a curated record. Gene Ontology annotation, cellular component: cytoplasm. NCBI's taxonomy places the organism in Eukaryota, Metazoa, Chordata, Actinopteri, Pomacentridae. The transcript has 22 exons. Gene Ontology annotation, biological process: negative regulation of cell migration; signal transduction. The coding region runs from base 1210 to 3735 and encodes 841 amino acids.
UAAACACAUUUCUGUACUAUAAAGUGCAUGUUCUGCUGUUAAGAAUCGCUCAGCUGGAUUAUUUCAGUUAUGUUGUUAUUGGCUUCAGAUAAAAGCCCUCAGGACAUUUGAUGUUCCAUAACUCAAGCAGCAUCGAUGUGUUGGUGCUUGUAAGAACCCCGAGUGAGACAAACAACAUUACUAUAAUAUCAGCUGAGAGGCUACAGCUGCAGUAAGGUUAAGACCAGCUUUAAUAAAAUAUUGCAGCAGAUUGUGACGACAGGAGGUGGUGAUUCAGUGCUGAUCACACAGAGAAAGAAUGAAAGGGGCUAAUGGAAAAGGGUGACAUAGGCUGGAAAAAUGGAAAUGACACACUCGCUUUUCUACACAGAGUUUUGGGUUUGCUAAAUAAAUGCAGCAGAGUCGUAUUAGCAGGUCAGUUGUUAAAUGUUUCAAAGAGUGCACAUUUCAGCUAGAAGAAGAAUGCUGAUGAGUGAUGUUUGGCCUCUGAAAAAAGGGAAGUUAAAAGGGAAAGAGAGAGAAUGUGAGAUGAUUGUGUACAAAGGGUUAUGAUCCAGCAAGAAAACACCCCGCUCUUCCCCUUUCUGAUGUGUGUUAAAUUUCUUCCUAAUUAAAAUCUCGCAGACGACAGUUGCUAAGCUUCUGUUUUGUCUAAGGCUGUGAAAUUAUCAUGUGUUUGAAUAACUGUCACACUCAAGCCACUCUCUUUUAUCUUAUGUCUUCUAUGUUCUGCUGAGAACAGGCUAAGACAUUAUACAGGGGAGCUAGUCUCAGUCAUACAAGAAGUUGCAAAGCACAAGAAACUGAAACCAAAAUUCUGAGACAAAUGCUUCCAGUCAGGCCUGUUAAUUUUCAUGUAGUUUGAAGCUAAAUCUUAGUCAGCCUAAACCAGAAUACACUUUCCCUGUUAAGAUCAAUAGUCAUCUCAUGUAUACCAUAGAAAUCAAAUGCAGAAUAAACUUUGAGUGCAUCAGUAAACUUAAGUGUCACUGGUAAAAACCACCUGUAGUCUUCAGCACAAACAUCCCUAUGGAGUUGUAUGCCUUGUGGUUCACCCUAUUUUUAGGGCAGCUGAGAUGUUGCUAUUGCUAUUUUUGCACCUCUUGCAAUUCUGCAGUGUGACCGGUGCAGCAGGCAACACAUGCCAACUGGUUUUCUAGUUGUCUGUCGUUAAGGAGAGCGCUGCAGAGGGGUGACCGCUUUGAAGAGAUGUGUUACAAAUUUCACCCAGUUGGAGCAACAAUGACUUCCCACGUAAAACUCCGGAAGGAGAGGGUCAGCGUUGUGGACUACGACACACAAAUCAAAGAGGUGCGUUGCCAGCUUGUAGACCAGCUAAAGGUUUUGGACUUGCAGCUUGAACAGAAAAGCCAGCAGCUGCAAGAUCUGACCGACUACCUGCGGCGACGGGGUGAGAUUGAAAGCGAGUACGCUCGCUCACUAGAAAAACUUGCAGAACGGUUCACCUCGAGGAUUAAGAGGAAGGAGUCCAGCAGUCACUCAGUGGCCCAGGUCUGGUUGGCUCUGCUGUCCCAGACCCGCCAGGAGAGCAGAGACCACAACGGACUGAGUGAAAGUUGCAGCAACUUCCUCAUCCAGCCCCUCACCUACUGUCUGGAGUACACACAGCGCCUUGCCAAAAAGAGUAAAGACAUCUGUACCCAGCUACAAGAUGGACUGCUCAAGGUUACCACAGAGCUGCAAACUGCUUGGAGAACAUACUACCAGUACCACUCAGACUAUGUGGCUGCAGAGGGGAAGCUGAGGGAGGCAGAGAAACAGGAGGAAAAGCAUAAGCAGAGCGCUGCUAAGAAACUGGAGAGGUUGAUAGAAAAGAGACAAGGAAAGGUUCAAGAGAUACAUCUGAAGUGCAGUAAGGCCCGAAACGACUACCUCCUAAACCUGGCUGCCGCUAAUUCCUCCAUGAAUAAAUACUACCUCCAAGACAUCUCUACUCUCAUAGAUUGUGCAGAUGUAGGUUACCACCUGUCUUUGGACCGGGUGAUGCAAGCAUACCUGUCCAGACGCUGGCGGGCCCAGCAGAACCUGAGCACUGGUCUGCAGCAGCUCCAGGGGGCCGUGUCUGGACUGGACCAGAGCCAGGACAGGGACACCCUCCUGCAGGACCACUACAACACCUUCUCUAUGCCCCUUCGCUUCCCCUAUCAGCCCCACGACGGGGACCAGGUUUCUGAAGUCAGUGCAGCGUGUGAGAUGAGAUGCGAGCUCGAGACCAGAUUCAAACAGAUACAAACCAGACUGAAAGCCGUCACCCAGGAAACAGAGGAGGCCGGUAAGAGCAAGUCAUCGGUCCAGUCUAGCCUGCUGGAGGUGAUCAGUGAUGAUGAUCUGGAGCUCAGCAGCGGUUCUGGUUCGUCCCACGACGGCAGCACUGAGAAUCUGAACAUGAAGCCCAGUGUGGCACGACGCAGAGCCAGCCUGCAGGAAAUAGAAAACCUCUACUUCACCAAAGUUAAAGAGUACCUCGUUGGCAGCUCCCUGGUGUCUAAACUUCAAGCUAAACAUGACCUGCUUAAAGUAGCUGUGGAAAAAGCUGAAGCAUCAAACGGACAUCAGCCCAAACCGACUGGAAAGUCUGUGCGUGUCAGAAGGAAUCACUCAAGUGCCAAUCUGUUGCACAACCACAAACUUUUCAACGGAGACAUGCUGUCCUUCAUACAGGCAUCAGGACAACAGAUUCCAGUUGUUGUGGAAAGCUGCAUUCGCUUUAUCAACCUCAAUGGUCUCCAUCAUGAGGGGAUUUUUAGAGUGCCGGGGUCUCAGAUGGAAGUCAAUAACCUGAGGGAUGCAUUUGAGCGAGGAGAGGACCCCCUGGCCGAGCGCUGGUACGACCUGGACUCUGUGGCCGGAGUGUUGAAGCUCUACUUCAGAGGGCUGGAGAAUCCACUCUUCCCCAUGGACAGCACCAGUCAGCUCCUGGAGCACGCUCAAAUAAAGAAUGAAUCAGAGAGAGCGGCUCAACUCAAAUCAGUCAUCUCUUCCUACCCUGACCCUGUUAUCAUCGUCAUGAGAUACCUCUUUGCAUUCCUUCAUCAUGUGUCUCAGUACAGUGAUGAGAACAUGAUGCAGCCCUACAAUCUGGCCGUGUGUUUUGGGCCCAGCCUGGUGAGAGGAGCUCAGGAUGAGGAUGUUGUCACCCUGCAGCCUCAGAUCAACGCCCUGGUGAAGGGCAUCAUCCUCCAGCAUGAGAGCAUCUUCCCCGGUCAGGACGAAGUGCAAGGGCCGGUGUAUGAGAAAUGCAUGACACUAGAACAGGAUGACUGUGAGCCUAUUAAUGAGGAAGGAGAUGUUGAAGCAGAGUGCACUCACACCAAAGAUGAUUUGGAAACAGGAUCCUCAGCUGAUAACCGCACAAGAAAUCGUCCUCGAGCGAACAGCAGCGGCUGCAUGGACCACAGCAGGCUAGCAGCUGGACCAGCAGGGGGAGGCCUCACUUCAGGUGGAAAGUUGAUGCUUCAGUUUCCAGUUGGGCCACAGUGCAAGCCGCGGAGGAUGCAUUCCCCUGGUUAUGUGUACAGAGAAAACCAGCAACAUUCAUCUUCUGAGGAUAUAGCUGUUCAUGUAGACAAGGAGGUCUGUCGCCAGAUGGACUCGGUCUUCAAGGAGCUUAUUUCGCGUCAAACACUGCAGGAACCCUCCUCCACCGUCUCCUCAUCCUCAGCCCAGGCUCCCCAAAGGAAAGGGAGGCGGGGUGAUGGACGCAGGGAGAAAUGACCAGGUCUCUUCAAAGCAGCAGAUCCAUGGGACUGAGAGGACAGGGGAUAGGAAAAGAGACAGAGCGGUGAUGUUAAUGAAAACUGAAGUGUGGCUCGAAGGGCUCUGACAGCAGCUUUCAGCACAUCUAUUUCUAGAAGUCAGAUCACUGACCCAUAGUCCUUGUCUGAAGUCCCUGCGUUUGGUUCAGGCUUCUCUCCACAUGAUGGCGCCAGACUCAAGAGCUCUUUCAUUUUUGUUUUGUACAGUGGAUCCCAUUUGUGACUGCAGAGCUGCAGUACAAUAUAGAAACUGAAAUACUUGAAAUGCACUGAUUUGUUUGUGUAAAGCUGUGUGGUUGUGCAGCUUUAUUUCUGCAUCGGUGUUGGUGUUACUAUUCAACUGUUUCCAGUUAAAGUCAGAUUUUAUCAGUGAUUUUUAGUGCACAUACACAUUUCUACAAGUUCAAAUGUCUCUCAAACUGAGGUGGAGUCACAAAGUUGCUAAAGCUGUGAAUGCUGUAGCUGUAAGGAAUUUGUAUAUAUUGCAAUAUUUCUAACUUGUUUCAAACUUUUAUGAUUUGUCUGUAGACUACAUAACAAAUAAAUAAUUUGUCUGUU